AUGGCCCGCCAACCCUCUAUGGACUCUGAGCGUCCUAUGAUUGCCGUAGGACUACCCCUCCUCCCUUUUACCCCUCCAUCUGAGCUGCCCCCCCGCAGGAAAUUUACAUCCACAUUCCCAAGAGACGCGCAAAACCGAAACUCAAAGCGCUUCUCCACCAUCAGUGGAAGCCCCUCGGUAGCCGCCUCCGACCGCACAACCGGCAGCCUGCCCAGCGGCGACCCCAGAAUCGCUGAUAUCUCCCACCUUCACGAUGGAUUCGAGCGUCUCGAGAACAAGCCUCUCAACAAGCAGCGGUUCGUGGCUACGGAAGAGAAGACGGACAACAUGAACAAACUUGCUCUCGGUGCCAAGGUUGAGCGUGCUCUCGGCCGCAGAAUGACUGGCCAGGAUGCUGUUAUGCGCAAGCCUCUCUCUGAGAAGUCUGCGGCUGGGACUGCCUCGCACUAA
Messenger RNA from Penicillium bovifimosum, 450 nucleotides. RefSeq lists its product as uncharacterized. The coding region runs from base 1 to 450 and encodes 149 amino acids. The record is from RefSeq and is a predicted model, not a curated record. The transcript is spliced from 2 exons. Lineage: Eukaryota; Fungi; Ascomycota; Eurotiomycetes; Eurotiales; Aspergillaceae.